Lactuca saligna is the source of this 1140-nucleotide messenger RNA. Lineage: Eukaryota; Viridiplantae; Streptophyta; Magnoliopsida; Asterales; Asteraceae. The record is from the annotation of a GenBank genome assembly.
AUGGUGUUUGUAUUUUCUCUGCAGAUCUGCGGGAGGUCUUCUGUCUGCGCGGCGCAGACCACGCGCAGACUUAUAGGUUUGAACAAGCUUCGCCGACCGACUGUCACCUCCGAUCUGUCGCCGCACCGCCCGUCGCCACCCUCCUCUCCGGCCGCAUCUCCGGUCGUCGCCUCCAAACAGCAAGCGCCGCUUCUCAAUUGCAGCGAACAGGGGCAUCCAAAAGCUGCUUCUUUGAGAACAAUUCCACUGCCUUUUCCAGAUCUUUGUGCACGUCUUUUUGAUGGAAAUAGUGCUACUGGUAAUUUUAGGAGUUACUCAACCCAAUCAUCAUCAGUAGCUGGCGCAUCCUCCUAUCGUGUUCCACCACUUCAGAUCACCGCCACCCCUUUUGAUGCAAUGGAUGAUGAUGGUGUACACACUUCUCAUCAUGAGCCACCACCUUCUGCUGCUUCACCUUCUGCUGGUUCACCUUCUGCUGCUUCACCUUCUGCUCGUUCACCAUAUACUGCUACACCAUCCGGUAACCCCAACAAAAGGGCUAAACCCUCAACUCCUGUAGCUCCUAGUGCCUCACCAUCUGCUUCUUCACCUGAUGGAACUUCUGUUACUGCUGACGAUUUAGCAUUUGAAAUGAAGAAAGCUCUACAAAGUUUGACUAAAGGGUAUACAAUUCCUCAGUUUUUAGAGAAGUUAGAGGUCCUUCAGUUAGGCCCUACAGAUCCUUUACGCUUUGUCGCAUAUCAUAUUUUUGGAGGAACCAUGAACAUGAGAGAGAUGUGGAUGCAUUUGGCCGAUGUUCCCGAGAUAUUACGAGGGUGGCUUGAGAUGACGGGGGUAGCGCAUGACUCUAGAAUAUUAUCAGAAGCAGUAGCCGAUCCACAAGCAUCAUUCCCGUUUCCACCACCAGACAAAUAUUAUCUUUGUGAUGCCGCGUAUGCAUACACUCGAGGAUUUAUGGCCCCUUAUCGUAAUGUGAGCCUGCAGACGUUAAAAAAACAAACAGUCUUCUUAUUGCAGACUGCAGACGUUUGGUCCACCUCUUCUGCUGCAGAGGCUUGCAGAUGUGGUCUGCAGACUGCAGACAUUUUGGCUUCAGAAAAACAAACAGCACCCAUAUUAGGCCGUGAUCACCCAUAUUAG